AUGGCCCAACAGUUAUCGCCCAUAUGUCAUGGUUUCAACACUCAACAACAACAACAACAAUCCAAACAACAACAACAACAACACAAACAACAACAACACAAACACCAUCAUAACAACAACAACAACAUACCACUUGCAUCGUAUUCUCCAAAUCAUUUAGAUUUCAGCAAUGCUACCAACAACAGCAACAACGCAAUUACUGUUAGCAGCAACAUCAACAACAGCAUCAACAACAACAUCAACAACAGCAUCAACAACAACAUCAACGAGAACGAUAUGGGCUCUCAUCAACCACACCAACAAUCACAUCACGCACAACAUCCAACUCGUCACCAAAUCCUUCAACAAUCAUUACUAUCAUCACCUCAACAAUCAUUACUACUACCACCUACGCAACAGCAACAGCCACAAAAACACAUCUCAGCAACUGCAUUCUCUCCACCGUACCUCAACUUCUCCCAGCAACAAAUUGCUCGUGUCUGCGAGACCCUCGAAGAAAGUGGAGACGUUGAAAGACUGGCUCGGUUUCUAUGGUCUCUUCCAACAACCAACCCUAUCAACAACAUCAACAACAUCAACAACAACAUCAACAACAACAACAUCAACAACAUCAACAACGAACACGAAUCAGUGACAAGAGCUCGGUGUCUUGUUGCCUACCAUGCUGGGGAUUUCAAAGAAUUGUACAGACUCUUAGAGACGCACAAAUUCACGAAGGCCUCACAUUCGAAACUGCAAGCCAUUUGGCUCGAGGCCCACUAUCAGGAAGCCGAACGUUUGCGCGGUCGUCCCUUAGGUCCUGUUGACAAAUACAGGGUUCGGAAAAAAUUUCCACUCCCCAUGACGAUCUGGGACGGGGAACACAAGACCCACUGCUUCAAGGAACGAACGAGGUACCUGCUGAGAGAGAGGUACCUGCAGGACCCUUACCCGAACCCGGCCAAGAAGAGGGAGAUGGCACAUGCCACGGGUCUUACACCCACCCAGGUUGGAAACUGGUUUAAAAACAGGAGACAACGUGAUAGAGCGGCUGCAGCUAAAAAUAGCUAUAUGUCUUCGUUUUUGCAUGCAUAUUUGUAUGCAUGUGUUGAUGUUGAGGCCAUAUUUGACGAUGUAGAAGGUCUCCUCCCAUGGUUUGCACGAAUCUCUGCAACCGACCGACGAAACCUGACAAGCGAGAGGGAGCUUGAGCAGCGAUUGCUCCAUCUUUCCUGGCGAGGCAAAAUAGCUGCUAACAUCAAAGAUGAACUCUACAAAGCUCGAGACAAAAGCCUCAACACUUACAAUGCACCUCUAGCCUUAAAUUUCCUAAAAAGUUGA
Messenger RNA from Helobdella robusta, 1320 nucleotides. RefSeq lists its product as hypothetical. Gene Ontology annotation, biological process: regulation of transcription by RNA polymerase II. The transcript is spliced from 6 exons. Lineage: Eukaryota; Metazoa; Annelida; Clitellata; Rhynchobdellida; Glossiphoniidae. Gene Ontology annotation, molecular function: DNA-binding transcription factor activity, RNA polymerase II-specific; RNA polymerase II cis-regulatory region sequence-specific DNA binding. Gene Ontology annotation, cellular component: transcription regulator complex; nucleus. The record is from RefSeq and is a predicted model, not a curated record. Bases 1 to 1320 code for a protein of 439 amino acids.